Messenger RNA from Carassius gibelio (silver crucian carp), 4428 nucleotides. RefSeq names its product homeobox protein PKNOX1. Gene Ontology annotation, biological process: regulation of transcription by RNA polymerase II; angiogenesis. Gene Ontology annotation, molecular function: DNA-binding transcription factor activity, RNA polymerase II-specific; RNA polymerase II cis-regulatory region sequence-specific DNA binding. The transcript has 11 exons. Lineage: Eukaryota; Metazoa; Chordata; Actinopteri; Cypriniformes; Cyprinidae. The coding region runs from base 948 to 2249 and encodes 433 amino acids. The record is from RefSeq and is a predicted model, not a curated record.
AAGCGAUCUGGGCCGCGCGCUGAAGAAGCACUCGGCGCUUCCGUGGGAGGCGCGCGGUCUGGACGGUUUUGGGCUGAAAUCGGAUGUUUGGACGGCGGUUUCGGGAGAUUUUCUGGCUCGACUCGCAGUCAAGGCCCAGCUCUUUUUUUAUGAUCUUUUGUAGAAGUGCGAAUGGCGGCGGCGCUGGUGGGGAGGGAGAGCCCGAUGUCCCUUAGAUUGAUUGAUAGGCGAUUAUGGGCAGGCUUUUUAUUAUAUUUAAAGAGACAGAGACGAUGUUUUUAAUAAGUGAGCGAAAAGUAAAGGCGGUUUGUGUUUUUGCAAUGUGACGUAGGUUAUGCAGUUUAAUUGUAUAUUAAUUUCGCCAAAGGUUCUCGUGGGUGUCUAACGUUUCGAUAAAACCCUGUAUAGAUCUGAACAAAUAAGCAAUGGGUUUGAACAGAGACUCCGUCUACAAACAUGGCGCCUACAGUAAUAGAGAGGAUGAGAUACAGUCAUCUGUGGCUGAAGAAAGAAAUAAACCAUGACGGAGAUAUAAAACCACAUGACGGGAAUAUAGUGGUUGACAAGCAAGUCGAUAUUUGCAGUUGUUCCAAGCCCAUUCAAAGCUCACUGAAGUCAUGUUGCAGUACAGAUUACAUCACGGCGAUGCUACUAUUUAUAUUCGCGUUUGCAGAGAGCACUGCAGAUGUUCGUCACGUUUAGCGAAUAAGUUCAGUUUUGAAGCAAAUGAAUGUUAAUGCAUCAAAUCAAACAAGACUUUAUGCGUCGUUUUCUCACUUACAUGUGAAGUACAAAGUUUUGAUUCACGGCAGCGCAUGCAGAAGAAAAUACAAUAGAAACUGAUUUGCGUUUUUAAACUAUACAGGUGUUUAUAGAGCAAGCCAGUUCAGUGGAGCUGAAGAUCAGCUUUAUAGGAUGCUCAACUGUUGUCCACAGCAACAGUAACUAUGAUGACAUCCCCAUCGGUGUCCAUGGAGGGUUACCAAGAGGCUGAACAGAUGCAAGUGGGAGAGCAGACGGCGGGACAAGCGGAGGAGAGUUUGGAGGAAGAGGAGAGCAGCUCUGCACAGUCUGAGCCACAGACUCCUAUGGAGGUCUACAAGACGGCCAUUUACAGACACCCCUUGUUCCCCCUGCUGGCGCUGCUCUUUGAGAAAUGCGAGCAAUCGACUCAGAGCUCGGAGUGCGUGACCUCGGCCAGCUUCGAUGUGGAUAUCGAGAACUUCGUGCGAAACCAGGAGAAAGAAGGCAAGGCUUUCUUCAGUGAGGACCCCGAUUUGGACAAUCUGAUGGUGAAGGCCAUCCAGGUGUUACGGAUUCACCUGCUGGAGCUGGAGAAGGUGAAUGACCUGUGUAAAGAUUUCUGCAGCCGCUACAUCGCCUGCCUCAAGACCAAGAUGAACAGCGAGACGCUGCUCAGCGGAGAGCCAGGAAGUCCCUACUCCCCAACACACACACAGCCGCCGAGCUCGUUCUCUGGAGCCAUGAGUCCUCAAGGUAUUGUGGUGCCAGCGGCGGCUUUACAGCAAGGCAACGUUACUGUCACAGCCGUAAACCCCACACAGGUGGUCACAGGUGGGACGGUGUAUCAGCCUGUUACAGUUGUUACUCCACAGGGGCAGGUGGUCACACAGACGCUGUCACCUGGAACAAUACGCAUCCAGAACUCACAGCUUCAGCUGCAGUUGAACCAGGAUCUAAACUUUUUCAGUCAAGAGGACAAUUCGUCUAAGGCCAAGAGAGGCAUCCUUCCCAAACACGCCACCAAUGUCAUGCGUUCCUGGCUCUUCCAGCACAUCGGUCACCCUUACCCUACAGAAGAUGAGAAGAAACAGAUCGCCCUGCAGACCAACCUCACCCUGCUGCAGGUUAACAACUGGUUUAUUAAUGCACGCCGACGGAUCCUUCAGCCCAUGCUGGACGCCAGCUCCUCGGACACACCCAAGAGCAAAAAGAAGACCCCCCAAACACGCCCCCUGCAGCGCUUCUGGCCCAACUCCCUCGCCUCCUCUGUGUCCCAGCAACAGGUCACCAUGGAAGACGGUACUAUGGUAACAGUCGGUGUGGGUGAGGAUGGCCUCCAGACGCUCUCAUCAGAUGGAGCUACGCUGGCCAUGCAGCAGGUCAUGAUGGGAGGUCACAGCGAGGAGGAGGAGGAGGAGGACGAAGAGGAUGAAGAGGACGAGGACAAUGAUCCUUCCCACUCCGACAUGACCAGGCUGGGCCUGGAGACCAGCGACUCGCUGUAGUAGGACUGAACGACACACACACACACACACACACACACACACACACACCGUUUAGAGAGAGACAUUUGAAGAAAGUGACAUCCACACAAACACCUCGGCUGACAUGUUGAAGGUCACAGAACGUCCUCAAGCUGUCAAACAGCUCGUCUGAAGCACAGAGAAAGGGCUUAAAGCCACACACACACCGAAACAACCCAAACACACAGGUCAAACUGAAGACACAAGCACAAGUCUCUCUCAUGGCGGAACGCACGCAUCAGUUAGCCGAGUGCACUUUUUGUAUGAUACUGUAAACUUUAAAGAAAGUGUUCAAAGCACAUUUUGAAAGAACUAAAAGGAAGGAAAGUAAAAAAGAAAGAUGUUGAUGCUGGAUGAUUCAGUUGUACUUAUCCUCAUGGUCUGGGAUUUGGUCUUUUGCAUGCCUGUGUUUGCUUUAAUCAGGCACCAGGAAAAAAGAAGGAACUAUUUUUAUAGUACACUGUCACAAGUGACCGGUGCCAAUUUGUUUGUUUUCUCCAUUUGUUUGUUUUGCUCUGGUUUGCUAUGUUUUGUAAGGAGUAUUUAUGUAUGAAAAAGACAAAAACAAACACUUUUAACGUGCUCACCCUGUUUUGGAGGGAUUGUGGUAACUACUUAGUACAAAGUACAAAAGAUGAUAUCCGCUGGAGGCAUAGACUCUGAAGCCUUAUGUUUUUACAUUUCUAAUGCCACAAUGUGAGAUGCUGUCAUAUUUAUGGAAGCUUAUUUCUGCUACAAAAUAAAAGAAAAUUUAAAAGGUUAUUGCGACUUUAACUUACAUUUUUUAUACUAUUUUUCAAAGGAUUGUGAGCUUAUAUGUCAUAAAUCUAGAGUUUAUAUCUUGCAAUUUAGAUUCUUUCUUGUAAUUCUAAAUUUAUAUCUUGCAGUUCUAAUUUUUUCUUUUAAUUCUAAAUUUAUCUUGCAAUUCAGAUUUUUUCUUGUAAUUAAGAUUUUUUUUUCUCAGAAUUUUCUGUUUAUAAUUUGCAUUUGCAAGUUUACAUCUUGCAAUUCUGAGUUCAUAUCUGACAAUUCAGACUUUUUUCUGACACUUUGCAGUUGAUAUCUGGAAAUUCUGAGUUUAUAUCUGACAAUUCAGAUUUUUUUUCUUGUUAUUAAAAAUUUUUAUCUCGCAAUCCAGAUUUUUUUUCUCACACUGCAAUUUUUAUUUCGUAAUUCUAAGUUCAUAUCUGACAAUUCAGACUUUUUUCUCACACUUUGCAAUUGAUAUCUUGCAAUUCUGAGUUUAUAUCUGACGAUUCGGAAUUUUUUCUUGUAAUUCUUAAUUUAUAUCUUGAAAUUCAGAUUUUCUUUCCUCAGAAUUGGCCAUUUAUAUCCUACAUUUGCAAGUUUAUAUCUUGCAAUUAUGAUUAUUAUUUGUUUUUUUCAAAAUUCUGUAUUUUUUUCUCGCAAUUCUGAGUUUAAACCUAGCAAUUCCGGGUUAUUGUCUCUCAGAUCUGAUUCACGUUUCUGAUUUUUCUCGCGGAAUUGUGAGCUUAUAUAUCGCAGUUCUAAUUUUAUAUCUCUCAAUUCAGUUUUUUUUUUUUUUUGGCAAUUCUGAGUCUAUAUCUCUCAAUUCUUCAAUUAUUAUAUAAAUUACAAAUAGUUUAUAUCUCACAAUUCAGACUCUUAAUUCAGAUUUCUCGCAAUUCGGAGCAAAAAGAGCAGAAUUGUGAGAACAAAAUGUCUGAAUUGAAGUUUGAGAUAUAAACACAUUUUGAGAGAAAAGUUGUAAGUUAAAGUUAGAAUUAUAAGGUUAAAGAGUCACAAUUUCCUUUUCUAAUUCCUCGGUGGAAUAAAAAGAAAAUUAGCCUAAGCUUCCAUACAUAUCUGAUGUCACUUCCUGUGCAAUCGGCAUGAAUACCGUGUCUAAUAAUGAAAUAAUUGCAAGAUUGUGAUAAUGUUUGUGAAAUUCAAUGCCUGUAAUUGUUGUACGAGAAGAAAAUGUGCUUUUUUUAAUGAUUAUAUUGCAAAAACUCAAAGUGAAACAGAGAAGGACAUCAACAAGUCUUUGUAUUUAUGUAUAGCUAUUUUUUGGCAAAGGGACUCAUCAUUGAUGUUAAACCCCUUCAGCUCAAACAUUUAUAACAGAUUUUUUUUUAUUAUUAUUCUGCGUUAUUAUGAACAGUUCAAAAAGUUUUUGCAGGAAAACAUGUUUUUUUUU